GAGCGGGUGGUGCGCGGACAUGCCUGUUUAUGUUUUAGAGCAGUUAUUAAAAUGUAACUCUUCAUUUGUCGUCUGAACUGGUAAGCGACCUAUCUAUCCGUCCGCAACAUGUCCUGUUAGACUCUGACUCUACUGGACUAUAUUGAGAGGAUGCUGCUGAGUUAAGUUUUUUUUCUUUUUAAAUCGAUGACAACACCUUCAUGCUUGGACCAUGACUGAGACAAACAAAGACAAACCCAGACGGAGUCUCUCGUUGUCCAAAUCGAGGAAGAAAAACGUUGCGGCCGCUGCCAGCCGAACCGUCAACACACCUCCAAUCGCGUCGUUCUUCUCCACCCCGCAGCCAUCCCGAGUGACGUGUCCGCUUUGUGGUCAACUGGUGCCGAAAUUCAGGAUCAAUGAGCACAUUGAUUUGCAAUGUAAGAACUUCCAGAGAGGAGACAACUUUGCAGCCUCAGCAAGUCAGAGUGAUGUGCACAGCAUCCAGAUGACACCCGGCAUUCACUCCACAAACUCCCCAGAGCUGGCUCCAAAGAGUGAUGAGGUCAGAGAAAGCAAGACUAGUCCUUAUUUUAAAAAGAGUCAUGCCAAGAGUGAAAAGGCUGACAAGAAGACUGUAGUCAGGAAACUUGACCUUGGUAGUCUUUCUUCUAAAUUGUCGAGAAACUGUGAAAAAACUACUGAGAGGACCAAAGAUAAACAAAGUCAUCACGAUAAAGUUGAUGAGUCUCUUUUUAGCUCCCAGAAAGAAAAUCUUUCAAUUCAAGAUUCGAAGGAUGGAGCAGACUCUGCAACAAUUAUUGACUUGACUGAUGAGCGACCAACGUGUGAUGAAAAGUCAACUAAAACUCAAGCAAGUGUCAAUGACGGUGCACAACCGAAGAAGCUCUCUUUAACAAAAAGAAAAAAAGAAUCCAAUAGCGGAGUGCUACUUGAGUCUCCAAAGAAAGCCAAGUAUGAUACCAAAGGAAGCACCAAGCAAGAAGUUGACAGCUCCAGUGAAGAUAAGUUGGAAACUAAGGGCAUUUCCAUGAUUCGUGCUGAUGGUGCCAAGUGUAGUGAUACAGAGAGUCCGGAGGAAAAAACCCUCCCGAGGACGUCAUCUGAUAAAGACAAUGAUUUACCACCAGGACCUAGUCUUCAGAAUACAACUGGCGACCAAGUUGACAACCAAUCUCUUCCACGACUACCCUACUAUCUACGUAACUUCCAGACAGUACUACAAGCAGUUUUGCAGAAUGAAGAUGACCGCCUGUUGUUUAAUGAGGAAGAUCUAUCUUACAUUCAGUCGUUUGAGAAACUUUCAGUAAAGGGACAGAAGCUGUACGUACGACUCUUCCAGAGGAAGCUGAAAUGGCUCCAGGUUAAUAAACUGGAUUAUGCGGAGAUAAGCAGUGAUUUGGGACCGGUUGCUGAGGAGCUAGGUCAAGGUGGCCUUGUUCAGAGAGAGCGUGACCUUCAAGACAUUGGAGAGGCACUGGAUCUCCUGCCUGCCCCAGAGCUAAAAACCUUGGCGAAAACAUUUCACCUGGGCAGUACUGGAACACAAAAGCAGCAUCUUGUUGAUGGUCUUCUUCGCCUGAGCAAGCAGAAGUCACUUUUCUCCUUUAAAUCAGGUCAAAACAACAUUGGUGAUGUCAUUCUCAAACGGGCCAAACAGCUGGCAGGGACUUGCAUACGCCUGUGUCGACCUCCGCGAGCGGUCUUCUCUCGCAUCCUGCUCCUAUUCUCUCUGACGGACACGAUGGAUGAAGAGGAGAUGGCGGCUGGAGGUCAAAACCAGCUUUACACCAUCCUUCUGGUUAAUUCCGGCCGGCUGGCUUUUCCAGACUAUACCAUUCAGCGUGUUGCGAAACUGUUUCGAGACAGAGAUGAUCUAAUUAGGUACGAAGCUGCCAUGCGAUCGUUGCUGGAGCUGGUCCUGGCUAUGCAAGGUGGUCACUGGGAAGAAGCACUGGAACUUUACACCAAUGCCAAAAAUGACUGGACAGAUCUGCAGAAAAACCAUGACUUCAGUUACCAGGAAGAGCUGCCUGUAUUCCUGCGCAGCUUCACCACAGGAUGGGCCUUCACUCGUAUUUUAUCCCGCGGUGUGGAGAUCCUGCAGCGGCUGCGCCGUUAUGAGGACGCUGUGGAAGAGCUGCGGUCACUAUUGCAGCAGUCUGUUUAUUGUCCUGACAGCAGAGGGCGAUGGUGGGACAGGCUGGCUUUGAACUUGCAACAGCACCUGAAAAAAACAGAGCAAGCCAUCGAUGUCAUGAGAGACGGGCUGUUGGACCCUCUGGUGCGGACCGGACACAAGCUGUCUCUACACCAGAGAGCCAUGAGGAUGAGUGAGUCUGCAAGUUUCAAGAAAUACCAUAGGGAACUGAAGAAACUGCCCAGUUUCACAGUCCAGGAUGUGAGGCAUGUAACCAUUCGUGGGCAGUUACUUUUGCAUGAAGGAAGUAUGGGGAAAUCUCGAUUUGUCUUGCCUGCUGAUGGGGAAGAUGAGGAAGGCUCAACUGUUAUCUGUUCAGUGGAAGAGCUGUCUUUGGCGCAUUACCGGCAACAGGGUUUUGAUCAAGGCAUCCAUGGAGAGGGCUCAACCUUCUCCACAUUAUUUGCUCUUUUGUUGUGGGAUAUCAUUUUUAUGGAAGGUAUUCCAGAUGUUUUUAGAAAUCCAUACCAGACAUGCCCACUGGACUUCUACACAGACUGUUUCUAUGAGAACCGACGCGAAGCCAUUGAUUCCCGGGUAGAGUUACUGAGGGAAGCAUCUGUGGAAACGCUACACAGUAUGUUGGAGGAUGUGUGGACAUCCCAGGAGGGAAAAGUAUGUUCAUGUGUUACCUGGGAGCGUUUCUCCUCUCUUAACCAAGCUCAGUCCCUUGUGUCUUGCUUUGGUGGAGCCUUCUUAGGAGGAGUAAUUGCACGGAUGGCAAAAGACUUCAGACACUGCCGAGCUGGUUUGCCUGACCUAGUGGUUUGGAGCACUUUAAGAAACACCUACAAACUUGUAGAAGUCAAGGGUCCAAAUGAUCGACUUUCUCAGAAGCAGCAAAUCUGGUUAGAUGAGCUGCAGAAGCUUGGGGCCGACGUGGAAGUCUGUCAUGUUGUUGCAACCGGUGCACGAGGAGCUCGUCUGGAAUAAACAGCUACAGAAAAAAUACAAUAGCAAACAUAUUUCAAAGGACAAACUUUUGUUCAGUUGUGAGCUUUUAAACCAAGAAAUAAUGACUGACUUAUUAGAGGUGGAGUUAAUGUUAAUAAAAUAAAACCCUUAUAGAUGCUGUUCUGCUAUUCUAUAAAUGAAGAACUGAAUGCCUUAUUCAUCAUUUGGGACUCUGUGGAAAAGCGUCUGCCUUGUGAUAUGCAUUAUUUAUCAGGGAAACCACAAAAAUGCUGCAGCGAUGAAGUACAUUACGAGCUUGCACAUCAUUAGAGCGGCUACUUUAUCACAGAGAAUGAAUCCAUAAAUCUCAUAAUCUCUAGUUGUUACUGUAUGACAGCAGUUUUAAUCUUGUGAUCUUUGUCUGACAGAAUUAAUGACUUUCUUUUCUGGAGUCUCAUGUUUAGCUCUAUGAGUUUGCAGUACUAGUACUGCAGCUAAAUGUAUGUAUGUGAGUGUUGAAUUCAAUAAAUGUAAAUAAAAUGCGUAACCCUGCCA
Molecule: messenger RNA, 3649 nt
Organism: Synchiropus splendidus (mandarinfish)
Lineage: Eukaryota; Metazoa; Chordata; Actinopteri; Syngnathiformes; Callionymidae
Gene: fan1
Product: FANCD2 and FANCI associated nuclease 1
Exons: 13
Coding region: 212-3133 (973 amino acids)
Biological process (GO): interstrand cross-link repair
Cellular component (GO): nucleus
Molecular function (GO): 5'-3' exonuclease activity; protein binding; flap-structured DNA binding
Source: RefSeq, a predicted model, not a curated record